ACCUUUGUUGCAUAAAUCCCCUCAAAGCAUGGGCGACUUUUCCAUCACCAUAACUUUCAUCUCUUUCAUUUUACUCUUCCUAACUCGCUACCACCAACUCGUUCAUGCCGAUCCACCAACUCUUGUACCUCCUUACUCCUGUGACACCUCAAACCCACGUACAAAAUUAUUUCCCUUUUGCAAUCUCAACCUUACCAUCACUCAAAGAGCCAAAGACAUCGUAUCACGGCUCACAUUGGAUGAGAAAGUCUCCCAACUCGUUAACACAGCUCCUGCCAUUCCUCGACUCGAUAUACCGAGUUACCAAUGGUGGAAUGAAGCUUUGCAUGGUGUUUCUUAUGUUGGUAUGGGGAUAAUAUUGAAUGGUAGUAUUCCAGCUGCAACUAGUUUCCCUCAAGUUAUUCUUACUGCUGCUUCUUUUGAUCCCAAACUUUGGUACCAAAUCAGUAAGGUGAUUGGAACUGAGGCUAGAGGAGUAUACAAUGCUGGACAAGCCCAAGGGAUGAAUUUUUGGGCACCAAACAUAAACAUAUUCAGGGACCCAAGAUGGGGAAGAGGACAAGAAACAGCUGGUGAAGAUCCUUUGGUAAAUUCAAAGUAUGGUGUUUCCUAUGUGAGAGGACUUCAAGGUGAUUCCUUUGAAGGUGGGAAACUGAUUGGAGGUCGUCUUAAAGCUUCUGCUUGUUGCAAACACUUUACUGCCUAUGAUUUGGAAAAUUGGAAGGGUGUGAAUCGUUAUGUUUUUGAUGCCAAAGUUACUUUGCAAGAUUUAGCGGAUACGUAUCAACCCUCAUUUCAUAGUUGCGUAGUACAAGGACGAUCCAGUGGAAUAAUGUGUGCUUACAAUCGUGUCAAUGGAGUUCCAAACUGUGCAGAUUACAAUCUUUUAACCAAUACGGCAAGGAAAAAAUGGAAUUUCAAUGGGUAUAUUGCGUCGGAUUGUGACGCAGUUCGAUUCAUAUAUGAAAAACAAGGUUAUGCAAAAACACCAGAGGAUGUUGUAGCCGAUGUACUUCGAGCUGGGAUGGAUUUAGAGUGUGGUAACUACAUGACAAAGCAUGCAAAGUCAGCAGUAUUACAAAAAAAAAUUCCUAUAUCUCAAAUCGACCGUGCCCUACACAAUCUGUUUACCAUUAGAAUAAGACUAGGCUUGUUUGAUGGGAAUCCAACAAAACUCCAAUAUGGCAGAAUUGGUCCAAAUCAAGUAUGCUCUAAAGAAAACCUAGACCUUGCUCUAGAAGCUGCAAGAAGUGGCAUUGUACUUUUGAAAAACACUGCCUCAAUUCUCCCACUUCCAAGAGUGAAUACCCUUGGAGUUAUAGGCCCUAAUGCCAAUAAAUCAUCAAUAGUUCUUUUAGGAAACUAUAUUGGUCCUCCUUGUAAAAAUGUAUCAAUCUUAAAAGGCUUUUACACUUAUGCAAGCCAGACACAUUAUCAUUCUGGAUGUACUGAUGGAACAAAGUGUGCUUCAGCCGAAAUUGACCGAGCAGUUGAAGUUGCUAAAAUAAGUGAUUAUGUUAUUUUGGUUAUGGGAUUAGACCAAAGUCAAGAGACGGAAACACUUGAUAGAGAUCAUUUAGAGUUGCCUGGUAAGCAACAGAAACUUAUUAACAGUGUUGCGAAAGCUUCUAAGAAGCCUGUUAUUUUGGUGCUUUUGUGCGGUGGUCCUGUUGAUAUUACUUUUGCUAAGAAUAAUGACAAAAUUGGAGGGAUUAUUUGGGCUGGUUAUCCUGGUGAACUUGGUGGAAGGGCUCUUGCUCAGGUUGUGUUUGGUGACUAUAACCCAGUGUUACUGUACGCAGUCAAGUUACAUCGGGAGAUUGGACGGUUCAAAUUUCAAUGACGAUUUUGAUUUUUUUAAA
Molecule: messenger RNA, 1862 nt
Organism: Medicago truncatula (barrel medic)
Lineage: Eukaryota; Viridiplantae; Streptophyta; Magnoliopsida; Fabales; Fabaceae
Product: probable beta-D-xylosidase 7
Exons: 6
Coding region: 29-1843 (604 amino acids)
Biological process (GO): xylan catabolic process; arabinan catabolic process
Cellular component (GO): plant-type cell wall
Molecular function (GO): xylan 1,4-beta-xylosidase activity; alpha-L-arabinofuranosidase activity
Source: RefSeq, a predicted model, not a curated record